This is a messenger RNA of Syzygium oleosum, 1461 nucleotides long. RefSeq lists its product as uncharacterized. The record is from RefSeq and is a predicted model, not a curated record. Bases 1 to 1461 code for a protein of 486 amino acids. Lineage: Eukaryota; Viridiplantae; Streptophyta; Magnoliopsida; Myrtales; Myrtaceae. The transcript has 3 exons.
AUGGGUGAAAAAACUCUUUGCGAACUUAUUUCUAUAUUCAAGUUCUUGCGCACCUUGAAUUGCUAUGAUAGUGGUAUUGAGAAGUUACCAAGUUCCAUUUGUGAGUUGAAGCACUUGACAUUUCUAGAUCUCUCUAAAAAUGAAGGAAUCAUAAGGCUUCCUGAUUCUGUGACAAGAUUGCAAAACUUGCAAGUACUUAAACUCAACAUGUGUUGCAAGCUAAUAGAGUUGCCAAGGGAUAUAAGAAAAUUGGUCAACCUCAGGCAACUGGAGAUUAGCAACUGUAAUGCCCUAUCUCAUAUGCCACAUGGGUUGGGCCAGUUGACUCUUUUGCGCACUUUAACAGAUUUCCUUUUGCCUGGGGAUGAUUAUUGUCCAAAGAAUUAUGGUGGGCUGGGGGAGUUGAACAGGUUAAGCCAUUUGAGAGGAUGUCUGAAUAUCGAAGUUAAGGGAGAAAAAGAAGAUGCAGUAGCAGAAUCAAAUGCUGCGAACUUGAAGGAAAAGGAUUCCUUAGUUUCACUAGUAUUAGUGAUGCAAAGUCUCCCACCACUUGGUGAGCUUACGAGCCUCAAGCGUUUGGAAAUUGGUGAGCUACCUAUAGUGGAGUACACAGAAAGUGAUCUUCAUGCCCUCUCGUCACUUCCUAAUCUCUCUGCACUAAGGAUAUGGGAGUGUCCUAAGAUGGAAUGGAUUCCACCCCUUCUACAUAUCAAGGAGUUGAAACUUCCUAGUUUUCCUUUGGAGUCGUUGCAAACCUCAGUUGCCACUAUUGAACAUGUAAUUGGUAUGGAUGAUCAAGUGAAGGAUGUACUCAAGUUAUUGGAAAUAGAUGAUGAUGAGGUUGGAGUGCGCAUUGUUGGAAUCCAUGGAACUAAUGGAAUCGGCAAGACAACUAUUGGAAAGGCCGUAUACGACCGACUCUCCUCUUAUUUUAAUAGUUGUAGCUUUCUCACAGAGAUUGGAGAAACAACACAAAAUGUUGGUGGUAUUCAGUUUGUGCAAACUAAGUUGAUUUAUGAUAUUCUUGAGCGAGAUGGGGAUGUUCUUCUUUCAAAAGAGUCUCAUCUAGAUGAUCUUGUAAGAGACCUGCUUAACUGGUUUGGUUCUGGAAGUCGGAUACUUGUUACUUCAGAAAAUAGUGGAAUUCUCCACACAUAUGUUUCUCAAGGCCUGGCCCGUAUUUAUGAAUUGAAUUAUAUGGAUAGCAAUCGAGCUCUUGAACUUUUCCACAAGCAUGCUUUAGGAUCACACGGUUUAAUACCUGGCUAUCCUGAAAUUGGGAAGCGGAUUGUCAAAGCUAUGGGACGUGUUCCAUUUAUUGAAGUUAUCGGUUCACUUCUGCGUGGUAAAACAAUAGAAGAUUGGAAGAAGAUAGAGGACUUGAUAAAACCAUGGAAGGAGAACUCUCAAGAGAUUUUGAAGGAUUGUGGGGAGAUUUUGAAAAUCUGUUAUAAAGCAUAG